Cannabis sativa is the source of this 771-nucleotide messenger RNA. RefSeq lists its product as uncharacterized. Bases 1 to 771 code for a protein of 256 amino acids. The record is from RefSeq and is a predicted model, not a curated record. The transcript is spliced from 3 exons. NCBI's taxonomy places the organism in Eukaryota, Viridiplantae, Streptophyta, Magnoliopsida, Rosales, Cannabaceae.
AUGGAUAAGGACGUCUUCAAACUAUAUUGUGGUGUUCUAAAAGAAAAAAAUCUAUUGAAGAACUCUUGCUAUCUUUCUGUUGAGGAGCAAGUUCCUAUGUUCUUAUAUGUCAUUGGACAUAAUGAACAACAUCGUGUAGUUGCUGAACGAUUUCAAUACUCCACAUCAACUACAUCUGAAUACUUUAGGAAAGUAUUAAAGGCGAAUUGUGUAGGAGCUAUAGAUGGGACCCAUAUCUCAGCUCAUGUCCCCAUUGAUGAACAAAUACCAUAUCGAGGUCGGAAGGUGGAUACAACUCAAAACAUCAUGUGUAUAUGUUCAUUUAACAUGAAGUUCACAUAUGUUGUUGCUGGAUGGGAAGGAUCAGCUAAUGUUGCACGAAUUCUUUCAGAAUGUGCCACAAACCCAGAUUAUGAAUUCCCAGCUCCACCCCAUGGAAAAUAUUAUCUGGUUGAUUCUGGAUAUACAAACAUGCCUGGUUUUCUUUCCCCAUAUCGAGGAGAAAGAUAUCAUUUGAAUCAAUAUACAGAUCGUAAUCCUUCAGGAAAAAGGGAGUUGUUCAAUUAUCGAUAUUCGUCUUUGAGAAAUGUCAUCGAGCGGUGCUUUGGCGUAUUAAAGGCUCGUUUUCCUAUUUUAAAACAAAUGCCUUCAUAUGAUCUGAAAAUACAGAAGUACAUUGUGAUUGCCUGUUGUGAAAUUCACAAUUUUAUAAGGACAAAUGCAAAAAAAGACAUAUAUUUUGAUGGAGAUGAAGACAUUCCUGAAGUAUAA